AUGCAGACUUGGGAGAAAUCCACAAAUGUCUCAAAUGCAGACUUGGGAGAAAUCCACAAAUGUCAUUUCUGUAACUAUGAACAUGUAACAGCAAUGCCAAGGGCAAAUGCUUUUUUGCAUUUGGAAGACAAAUUUGGAAGGUUAGAUGUUAGUAUCAUAGGUGAGGCAGCAGAAGCAUUAUUGGAAGCUAUUGCGACUGAAAUAAUAAACUAUUUUCAAAAGCUUAUUGAACGGAUUAAUGGUUCGGAAAGUGAUAAAAUCAGUUGUAUAAUUGCCGAGACCAGCUUGGGUUGGGCUAUCGAGAUUGCAGAGAAAAUGGGAAUCAAGAAAGUGGCUUUCUGGCCAGCCGCAUCAGCGUUAUUCGCCCAGUCCUUCAAAAUUCCGAGCCUUAUUGACGAAGGAAUCAUAGACAGUGAAGGAACACCAAUGAAAAACCAGAUAAUUCAGCUUUCACAAGCGAUGCCUCCCAUGAAGACAACAGAUUUCUUUUGGAAUUGUUUCAACGAUGAAGUGGGCCAGAAAUUGUUCUUCAAACUCUUGGUAAAAAAUAUGCAGUUGGUUAAAUCGUCAGACAGGUUAAUUUGCAACUCAUCUAAUUGGUUGGAGCCUGGGACAUUUGCUUCAUUUCCAAACUUUUUACCCAUAGGACCUCUUCUGGCAAGUAAUAGGCUUGGAAACUCAGCUGGCAACUUCUGGCAACAAGACUCAGGUUGCCUCUUGUGGCUUGAUCAACAACAACGCAAUUCUGUCAUAUAUGUUGCAUUUGGAAGUUCCAUGGUAUUUGAUCAGAAUCAAUUCAAAGAACUUGCUCUCAGCCUUGAACUCACCAAAAGACCAUUCCUGUGGGUCGUGCGAGAAAACACAGCUGAAGAUGUCGAUAAUGCAUACCCAAUAGGGUUCCGCGAAAGAGUACGUAAUUGGGGGCGAAUAGUGGCUUGGGCACCGCAGCAAAACGUCCUAUCCCAUCCUUCCAUUGCCUGUUUCAUUAGCCAUUGUGGUUGGAAUUCCACCAUCGAAGGCAUAAGCAAUGGAGUCCCUUUUCUGUGUUGGCCGUAUUUCUCGGAUCAAAUGUUCAAUCAGAGCUACAUUUGUGAUUAUUUGAAAAUAGGAUUGAAGUUGAAUAAAGAUGAAGGUGGAAUAAUUAGGCAUGAAGAGAUUUACAACAAACUAGAACAACUUUUGGGUGACGAAAGAUUUAAAGAAUUGGCGUUGGAUCUUCAAUCAAAUGUCCUAAACAGCGUUCGAGAAGGAGGGAGCUCUUAUAAUAAUUUCAAGGAUCUCGUAGCAUGGAUUAAGGAUUGAAAAAAAGAAGUUCUAUAUAUUCUUCUAUUAUCAUCACAUUAACUAUGUAUCUUUGGCAUUUAUAGUAUUGAGUGCAAGUUUAGUUAAUCUUACCUAAUUUUCAAAAUAAUAUAUUUGUGUUUAUUAAA
Molecule: messenger RNA, 1430 nt
Organism: Olea europaea var. sylvestris
Lineage: Eukaryota; Viridiplantae; Streptophyta; Magnoliopsida; Lamiales; Oleaceae
Product: UDP-glycosyltransferase 83A1-like
Exons: 5
Coding region: 1-1302 (433 amino acids)
Molecular function (GO): UDP-glycosyltransferase activity
Source: RefSeq, a predicted model, not a curated record